AAAAACUAUUAACCAAGGCGGCACAGGUUCGAAUGCUACGAAUUUAGGGUUCUUUUAAAAUCCGUCUAAAACUCUAAUAUCAAUUUCAAUUCGCCUCCUUCUCUCGAUCCUCUCAAAAUCUCCAACCACCAAUGAAGCGGCGGCGUAAAUCAAGAGUAGAAUUUGAAGUACCCGACCAAUCAGCGACGACGACGACGGAGUUCUCCUUCUCUCUCACCAGAGUCGCCGUCAGCCAAAUCUGCCUAUCCGUCGGAUACAGAUCCACCGAUUCCUCCGCUCUAGAUACUCUAACCAUAAUCACCACCAAAUUCUUACAAUCUCUCGCCGGACUCGCCGCGUCGUUCGCAAACAUCGCUAAUCGCACCGAGGCUAACCUCUUCGACAUCGUCAAUGGUCUUCAAGAUAUCUCUUUAUCCACUUCCGAUUGUUUUCCCGGCGGCUCAACGCUGCACGACACCGAAUCACACUGCCUAAUCAAAUCCGCUGUCCUCCGUAACCUCUCUGAUUUCGUCACCUCCGUCUCCGAAAUCCCUUUCGCCAAGCCGUUACCGAGGCCGGAAAUCGACGGAUCGCCGGGAAGGAAUUUUACACAAACGCCGCGAUCGCCGUCCGUCCCAGCCUGGCUUCCGCCUUUCCCGGAAUCUAUCUUCUUCCUCGAGCGCUGUACGAAGGAAACAUCCGAUCACUUGUGGGAGAACUCCGAUUCCGUUAUUGGCCGUGAAAUUUUGCCGGUGAAUUCAGAAUCCGAGAGCUGUAAAGGUAGAAGCGGUGGAAUUUUACCGGAGAGGAGAGCGAGAGUGAGAUUCAAAGUGGAAAGGGAUAGUAACGACGGCGAAUCUGGCCGUGAAAUUGAGGUUAAGAGGAAAAUUAGAGAAGAACCCAAAAAAAAUGAAUCGGGAGGUUUAAUAUGGCUUCGAACCCGCGACGCUAUUGAGGACUCAUGUUAAUGACCAAUUGGUAUAUACCGCAUGAGCUGCAUCUCUGAAAGUUUUAGCUUACCAAUUGUAAUUUUAUAAACUUAGCGACAUUAAAGUUUCUUU
Eutrema salsugineum is the source of this 1040-nucleotide messenger RNA. RefSeq names its product transcription initiation factor TFIID subunit 8. Gene Ontology annotation, cellular component: transcription factor TFIID complex. NCBI's taxonomy places the organism in Eukaryota, Viridiplantae, Streptophyta, Magnoliopsida, Brassicales, Brassicaceae. Gene Ontology annotation, molecular function: protein heterodimerization activity. The transcript has a single exon. Bases 132 to 947 code for a protein of 271 amino acids. The record is from RefSeq and is a predicted model, not a curated record.